Raphanus sativus (radish) is the source of this 1298-nucleotide messenger RNA. RefSeq names its product protein GAMETOPHYTE DEFECTIVE 1. Gene Ontology annotation, cellular component: nucleolar ribonuclease P complex. Gene Ontology annotation, molecular function: RNA binding. The record is from RefSeq and is a predicted model, not a curated record. NCBI's taxonomy places the organism in Eukaryota, Viridiplantae, Streptophyta, Magnoliopsida, Brassicales, Brassicaceae. Gene Ontology annotation, biological process: tRNA processing.
UCCUUGCUUGGACUCUCUAGUGAGAGAGCCAAAGCUGCAAUUUCAGUUAACUGUAGGAAUAUGAUAGCCAAGAUUUUGAAGAAGAAGCGGUUUCACAAAGAAGCAGUCAGGGUUGAGUUGCUUUCUUCUAGAACGUUUAGUCUCGAGCCUCUGUCUGGAGAUUGUAUGAAGUGGGAUCCCCUCUCGAGCGGCGAAGGUGACAUGCUCUUGGAAGAUCUCGCUAAGGCUUUUGAAGCCACCACACGUGCCGUGGCGCACAAACCGUCCAAGGCGUUUGAUUUCACCUCUGAUCGUAAUGGCUUGCCUUCGCAUGGUUUCAGGAUCAGUAAUAUUCUAGGGGCGGAAUCUUUGACUCAGCCACCUGCGCCUAAGAUGAUUGACGCACCGGUGCAGUGUAUGGCUGAUUCAGCUUCAUGUGAUGAUAAAUAGGAUGACGACAAAGUGGAACCUGCAACGAACGUCCCCCUGUCCAGCGAGGGACAUGGGCUUUUGGUGCAGGAUGAAGCAGCUGCAUCGGUUACACUGAUAAGAUGUACAGUCUCAGAUCAUGCAGCUUCUGAUGUUAACAUGCAGACCGAGUUGGAUUCUGAAGAUAAACAAUGUCGCCACCAGAAAGCGGUCACGGAUCCAACAAAGUCCUGUGAAAAUUUAAACAUGGAAACUAGUGGUGGUGCUGAUGAUGAAGUCCCAGUGGACGGAGUCAGAGCUGUUUCUGGUCAUGCUAUUAUUGAGCAACUUACAUCCAUUGAUGGUGAUGAGAUGAAAAUCGAUGGCUCUUUGGAAGCAAAUCACGACGAGUACAUGGAGGUGACAGUGGAAGAAGACCAGAAGCAUGAAACAGGUGACAAUAAUAUUAUUCUUCCUAACUUAUCCUCCUCUGAGACUACCGAAUUGCUAAGUGAACAGAGUAACUCUCUCAGUCCAGAGGCGGUUGGACAAGAGCAUGACCAAGUAUCAAGGUUAGAGUCCAGUGAGGACAACAGGGAAACCGAAACUGAUCAGCAAGCCCAUGUCAAGUCCUCUGAAAUAAACAAUGCCAGAAGCUCAGGUAAGGUACGAGGGAAGAGGAGUUGGGUUAGAUCGACACAACUACAACCUUUGAAGCCUUUUCUACUACAACGUUUCAAACGAAUCAGUAAAAGAAAACAUAGAAGGAGUUGAUGAUUCUUAAACGCUAGUGAAGUUUUGCUCAUUGAUUUAAUUAAACCCACGCUACUCUCGUUGUAUUGUUGAACUGAUCAUCAAAAUGGGGAAGAUAAAAAUUAUAAUUUAUUCUUCAAAGUUUAGGGUUGGUAUCA